This is a messenger RNA of Sitodiplosis mosellana (orange wheat blossom midge), 1236 nucleotides long. Its product is annotated as tektin-1. The record is from RefSeq and is a predicted model, not a curated record. NCBI's taxonomy places the organism in Eukaryota, Metazoa, Arthropoda, Insecta, Diptera, Cecidomyiidae. Gene Ontology annotation, biological process: cilium assembly; cilium movement involved in cell motility. The transcript has 4 exons. Gene Ontology annotation, cellular component: microtubule cytoskeleton; nucleus. The coding region runs from base 76 to 1236 and encodes 386 amino acids.
AUUCAACGACCUAUCAGCAAUUGAUUAACAUUCCAAAAAAUUGAAAGUAAGUGUCGAACGUUAACAUCUGGCAAAAUGUUCGGGGAGAAGUGCAAACACACGGAAAAUCCUCAAAUGCUGACGGAUCAAGUGAUUAAGCAAAGUGAGCUGGUAAUAGACACAACACGUGCAAAAACCGAUCAAUGCAAAAAGGAGUCAGACUAUCGAAUCAAGGAACGUGUGCAGAAUAUUCAAUUUUUGACCGAUGAAAUUGUAAGCAAGAAAAAAGAGGUGACUAUUGAAGAGGAAGCCGUAAAAUCAUAUUGCAAGCGUCUUAUCAACGCCAUCAAAUUCAUCAAAGAUAUUCAAGAAAAGAAUCAGAAACAGUACACAAUUUUGAGUGAAGAUUGCCACAAAGUUCCUAAAAAUAGUGAUGUGGUCUUUCGAGAGCUGACGCAUGAAAAAAUUGUAUUGCAAAGCAAUUAUGAGAAAUUGGACACACUUUUGAUGCGUCUUAUUGAAAAGUCAAGGCUUUUACGAGCUGUAAUUUACACAUUGGAUAGUGAACUAUUGCGGAAAAGCACAUCGAUGGAAAUCGAUAGGAAUAAUUUGGAUCUGAGAACCAAUUUCAUGGCAAUGGAAUUCGAUUUGGAAAAACGGAUGCAGUCGGAUCCAGUUUUUACGACUCAAAAUGAGUGGGAACACUUGACUCAUACUCUUUUGCAAAAAUCUUCCGACGAAAUCGCAUCGUCAAAACAGCUUCGUUCCUUCACCGACAUUUCGUUGAGUCGAGCGCUAGAGGAGUUAUCGAAACAAGUGAAUCGUACCAGCGAAGAGUUUUGCAGGCGAAUCGGUGAUGCGACUUACGCAAAAACCGCAUUAGAAGAACAACAAAAUCAAACCCAAGUGAAAAUCAACGAUAUCAAGAAAAAUUUAAUCAAUUUACAAACUGAAUUGGAGGCCAAGGAGAGAUUUUUGGUGUUGUGCCAAAAUCGACUAGAGAAUCGAGCACUUCGCCCAGGCACUGAACUAUGCAAAGAUCGAGUACAUGAAACUCUUGUGAAUGAAUUGCACACACUUCAAGAGACCAUACACCAUUUAAAGUAUAUGAUCAAGAAGUCAUUCGAAACCCAACGGCAUUUGCUACAGACAAAGUUCAAACAAGAUGAAGACAUGGGCCUGCUGACUCAUCGAAUUCAACUAGAUGAUGUGGAUUGUUUGACUAUUCGGAAUUCCAUUGAAUUCACAUCUUUUUAA